This is a messenger RNA of Entelurus aequoreus (snake pipefish), 2463 nucleotides long. Its product is annotated as protein tyrosine phosphatase domain-containing protein 1-like. The record is from RefSeq and is a predicted model, not a curated record. The transcript has 5 exons. Gene Ontology annotation, molecular function: phosphatase activity. Gene Ontology annotation, biological process: cilium assembly; dephosphorylation. Lineage: Eukaryota; Metazoa; Chordata; Actinopteri; Syngnathiformes; Syngnathidae. Bases 1061 to 1702 code for a protein of 213 amino acids.
GACAAUAUCGGCAAAAAAGCCAUUAUCGGACAUCUCUAUCUGUAAUCUUUACAAAUAUAUAAAUAUAUCAUGCCUGCAGUUCCAGAUAAUUCAAGUCACUGAUGUCAAAUGGUUUGCAAAAAUAUUUUUACGUGCAUUACCUGAUUGUUAUUCGUAAUGUAUUUGUUUGGAAAUUGUUUUUGAAAGGAAGAAAAAUCUUUUGCCAUCAAUUCUUACGUCAAGUUAAUACACACAACUAAGAAAAGUGUGGAUUCAGUUUGAGUAUGUCAUAUUUAGUUCCACAUCAUACAUACAUAUUUCCAGAGAACAAUUUUGUGCUCAAUAACAUUUUACAAAAACAAAGAAAAUGAAAUUAAGAAUGUAUUUACAAAAGAUAACGUUUAAUUUUGAUUGACAUGGUCAGAUACAACUAUUCAUCUAAAUAUAGUUGUGUAGGGGUGAUCAAGGGUAUCUCCUCUAUGGGGGUCUUGGGGCACUAGGAGGUUAACCCCUUUACUACUGUUACCCGGGGUGGCCCUUGGCAAAGGCCUAGUACCUGACAGCCCCCUAGCCAGCGAUACGGUGAAGACCUCAACGGCGGAGCAGGCGGAAGAUUUAAGAACUACCACAAGGGCUGCGAUGGCGGAAGAAGGCUGCAGCAGAAAAGGGUCCCCAGUCGUCUUGGACUCCAUGCCACUGGACCCUGACCCGAUUCUGUCAAGGAUCGUGUGGUGGCUGUCUGUGCACCAGUGUACCCAGGUUAAACUAAGUCACGCACAGGCAUCCUCCAUUAAGGGAUACACGUCAUACUUGUUCGAGUGACCGCCGAUGAUCAAGGGUGAUGGGUCAAAUGCAGAGAAUAAUUUGACCACACCUCGUGUGUGUGACAACUUUACUUUAACAACACCGCAUCCUAGAUUAUUAGUCCUGUAGCUGAAUAAGGAAAGUGAAGCAAAACUACAGUAGAAUUGUGUGACUGAUAACGAGGACAUGGAUACAGUGUUUUCAAUAUAAGCACUAUUUAAUUGGUCUAAAGCAUUUAUGACAGCUAAUCAGGCUUAGUGGAUCUGGGUCAACUCCCAUGUGUGUGUGUACACUUCUCCAUCGCCCUUACGUCUACUUUGCUUUACCUGUUCAUUGGACUCAUUCAUGUCAAUCAAGCAGACAGUCCAGGAUGCAGACCUUGACCCAGCAUGUCCCCUUCCCUCGGGCCGCUUACUCCCAAGCCCGGGAAAACCUGGUGAAGGCCAUCCCGCCCAAACUCCUCUGCUUGCUGGCCUGCGGGGGACUGGACUGUCGUUACGAAGGACCAGACUGUUGGAAAGCGAGCCAGCAGGUCAUCCGUGGCAUUUUCUCCUCAUGGGUGACCGAUGACAUCAUCGCUAUGGCACGGCCGUCCACAAUCUUGAUUGAAAAGUUCGACGUUAUAGAACAAUUUCAGAGGUUGAAUAUAAGAUCCAUCAUAAACAUGCAAGUACCUGGCGAACAUGCGCACUGCGGACCCCCUUUGGACCCUGGAAGUGGCUUCACAUACCUGCCGCAGAUCUUCAUGGAGAAUGACAUUUAUUUCUACAACUUUGGGAUGCCAGAUUUCGGCGUGUCCUCCCUCGUCGGCAUCAUCGAUGGCGUAAAGGUGUUGGCCUUCGCUGCGGGGGAGGGAAGGGUUGCUGUGCACUGCCACGCCGGUCUGGGCAGAACAGGUCUGGGUUGGGAUUUGCGCUAGCGGGUGUGGAUACACAACUUGACACUGAUUGCUCCACAGGUGUCCUAAUAGCCUGCUACUUAGUCUACACUUUGCGGAUCAGUCCCAGUGAGGCCGUGCACUACGUCCGCAUCAAAAGGCGGGCUGCAGCCAGGGCCACUUGCUGGCUGCAGCCCGCAGAUCGAGGAGGGGCUUAUUUUCCCUCAAUGUGGGCGGGUCUCAACGUUGAGCCCGCGGGCUCCAUCUGGUGGCGGAGAUCCGGCAGCACACAUUCUCAAACGUCAAUAAAGCUACUUUUAACUUGUCAAAUGUAUUUUUUUUACCAUGAAAAAACAAUAAAAAAAAAAAAUAUAUAUAUAUAAACCAUAGUAUGAAAAAAGGUUCAUGUAUUUGAUAGACUUAGACAUUCCUACUUUUAACUUGUCAAAUGUAUCUGCCAUCUUUUUUGUAGUUUUAUUCCUUUUUUAUUAUCUUCAUUAUUUUCUGUAUUGAUCCUACACUAUUAUUGUGUUUUUUUGUUACUUCUGAUAUGGCCUUGCCACGGUUUACUUGCUUGUUUAUUUAUUUAUUUUUUGUGUCUUUUUAUUUUGUAUUGUUUUACAUCUGAUCAACUUCUGUGACUUUCCUUUUCUUUUUUAAGUGUGAACGGUGGAGAGGUCCUCGAGAGGUGAUCUUGGGAUCACUUCCUGAGGAUCCUUGAUGCCGAGGAAUGUUCAUCCACUAUGGUCUGGAUAGCCUGUAGCUGAUCCUGAGCCAGAGCGGGAUGGAUGGAUAUAUAUAUA